AUGGUGGCUCGCAAUUUUCCACCAGAAAACAUAAUUGUGAAGGAUGAUAGAAUAACGUGUUACAAGCAUCUUGAUUGUGACACAUCAUUACAAUGUUUGGACUGGCGCGAGAUUUGCAAUGGGAAAAUUGACUGCGUGGAUGGAUCCGAUGAAUUGAAUUGCUGGCAACUCGAAAUAAACGAAUGUGCUGAGAAUGAAUAUCGAUGCCACAAUGGUCAAUGCAUUCCAGCAGAAUUUUUCCACGAUAUUCCUUCAAAUCCAGAUUGUUUAGAUAGAACAGACGAGCGCUUUUUAGCACUAUCUUCUCCCGGAUGUUUUAAAGAUCCUAGCUUUCGCUGUGAAGAACAUAGUUGUCGACCAGGAUAUGCAGAAUUUCCUUGUGGCGAUGGAGGCUGUAUAGUGGAGAAGACAAAUCGGUGUAGAAACAAGCGUGGUGAAAUGAUAUCAUCGGAUGAUUUAUGUUCGAAAACCAUGGAAUGUAUCACAAAUACCAAGUCAUUCAUUGACAACGCUGUUAGAGAAGUUUGUGCAACAAAGAUAUGUCCGGGUCUCAUUUGUCCUAAAAGCAACUGCCCAUCUUUAUAUCAGUUUCCAUCAUAUCCUAUUUUAUUCGGAAAUGUAUGGUUCAUACAUGAAAAUAAAGAUAGACAGCUCAACAUGUUCCCAGUUGUCCAACUGCCCAAGUAUAUGUGCUACGAUGAUCAACGUUUUAUAUCACAAUGUUUUCCAUUUGCAAUACGUAUUAAUGAUUCAGCUUGUUAUAAUUUUGAUAAAUUAGGACUCCCAACAGUAAUGAUAUAUAAUGACUUGAUUCUUGAAGUCCAAAAAUUAUUUCGACCUUGUAUAAUUGUAUCAAAUGAAACGCAAUAUUGCAAUCAUUCAACGAUUUAUCAGUGUCAGAAUUCAACUAGAUGUAUAUCAAAACAUCGCCUUGUCGAUUCUAUUCAGGACUGUCCUUUCAACGAUGACGAAAUGUUUAAUCAGAGUUGUUCACUGAACGAUGCUCAUCGUCGCUUUACAUGUAGAAUACAUAAGAACAAAGUAUGUUUAGCACCAUUAACCAUUCUCGAUACUAUCUGGGAUUGUGACGAUAGAAGCGAUGAAUUCGAUACGACUACUAGUCGACAUUACAAUGAGAACUUUGAUUUUGAGAGGCUAUGUGAUAAUAGGUCAGAUGCCAUACCCGUAUCGAUCGAUGGACUAGAUGAAACGGAUGAAAAUGAAUGCCAACAUUGGCCAUGUAAUAAUACAUACACUCGAUGUGAUGGGUUUUGGUCAUGCAAAGAUGGAGCUGAUGAGGUAAAUUGUCCACCAUCGACUUGUCUAGAAUUUGAACAUAGCUGUGUCUUUCCAAGCAAUGCAUCAACAGUAUCAUGUUUACCGAUUGCUCGAGCUGGUGACGGGAUAGUCGACUGCCUUGGUGAAUUAGAUGAACGACACUCACCGAUAAAGAACUCUGCUGGCGGCUUGGAAAAGACACAAAACCCUUUUUUUUGUGGAAAUAAAACAUACAAAGUCGGAUUUGGACAUAAUGUAUUAUGUGACAAUCAGAAGCACUGUCCAUUUGGUGACGAUGAAGUGUUCUGUGAAAAGUAUUUAUCUCCAACGAAACUCCUCUGUAAUCGAGAAAUUUCAGCUCGAAAUAAAGUCGAAAACUAUUUUUGUGACGUUAUAAUGACAAAAAAUCGUAGGAAACCCUCUUUGAAACUACGCCAUAUGCCGGUAUUUCCACUACAGUUAAUGACUUAUGAGACUACCUCAAUUACACUAUCAUCAACUUACAGGACAAUUCAACUAGGUCAAAGCAUUCCAAUAAGCAACAUACGAUAUCCCGAUUCAUGGCGAUGUAAUCGAGGACUUGCUAUUUUGAUUCGAUUGAAUAAAACCAUGAAUGUUCCACGAUGUCUUUGUCCACCGAGUUACUACGGAGAUAAGUGUGAAUAUCAAAAUCAACGUGUUAGUCUCACGCUUCAAAUACGUAUGACAUCGGAUUGGCGUAUUCCAUUCACUUUUAUUCUUAGUCUGGUAGACAAUGAAAGAAAUAUUGAAUCCAAGGAUUAUAUUGAAUAUUGGGCCAUUCGGGAUUGUGACACGAAAUUUGAUGUCUAUUUACUCUAUUCAAGUCGGCCGAAAAAUCCGUCGAAAAAUUUUUCAGUAGUCAUUGAUGCAUUCAAUAAAUUAACAUUGAAAUAUCGAGCCAGUUGGAUUUUUCCAAUUCAGUUCCCAUUUUUACCUGUACAUCGUCUGGCCGUUCGACUCAUAGUUCCAACUUCAACAAUUGGUCCUCAUGAAAGUUGUACACCUUCGUGUAUUCAUGGUCACUGUUCCACUUAUGUCAAUAAUCGAAGUUCAACAUUCUGUCGAUGUCAAUCGGGUUGGACAGGUUUGCAAUGUAAUAUUCAGUAUACAUGUGAUUGUGCAUCCGAUUCAUUGUGUGUCGAUAACUCUACUUGUGUAUGUCCUACCAAUAGAUUUGGUCCUCGAUGUUAUCUUCUGCAAUCGACAUGUCAUUCUGGAUUCUGCAAAAACGAUGGUCGAUGUGUUUCUAACGAUAUACGUCAUGCACAUUUACAACAAAGAAAAGCAGUAUGCAGUUGUUCUGAAGAGUUCUCAGGAGAUUACUGUGAACGUCGAAACAUUCGAAUCGACAUAUCAUUUGACAAAAGAUUGACUAUUCCACAACUAAUCACUGUUCAUUUCAUUACAAGUCAACCUGACACAAAACAGAUUCAAAUGAGUACGAUGAAACGAAUUCCAUUCAAUCAAGAUGAAAUCAAGAUCUAUAGUUCGCUCGCUUUCAAUAUUGCUUUCGCAGCAAUAUUCAAUGAGUAUUAUCUUAUUGCUCUACGAGAGCAGAACAUCGUGGUGAAUAUUUCGACACAGAUAAUACCAUCUAAUCGAUGUCCAUUCGUUCGUGAACUAUUCAACGAAACUUUGCGUAAUUUUUCCUUACUGAGACUUGUCAAAUACUAUCAUAUUCCAUGUCAAGAACGAUCGGAAUUGGUUUGCUUCUAUGAUAAAUCUCGUUUUUGUUUAUGUGAUCUUACUAAACAAGCCAAUUGUUUUAAAUUUAAUCAUUACGAGAAUUACAGUUGUCGGGGAUAUAAUUUAUGUGAAAAUGGAGGUCAAUGCGUUGAAGAUAAUGAAAGGUGUCCGACAUUAUCAAUUUGUGUCUGUCCAGAAUGUUACUAUGGAUCGAAAUGUCAAUUUAAUACUUAUGGAUCGAUUCUCUCGUUAGAUGUUAUUUUAGGCAAUCAAAUUCGAUUAAAUACUGUCAUCCAUAAUCAACCGACCGUGGUGAAAGUAGUUAUUGUAUUUACUGUACUUACGUUGGUAUUCAGUCUUUUAAACAGUUUUUUCUCAUUGUCCACAUUUAAAAUGAAAAAGACACGUGAUGUCGGUUGUGGUUAUUAUCUGUUUAUCAUUUCAAUUACAUCAAUAAUUACAGUGUGUCUACUAACAAUUAAGGUUGCAUUUCUUCUUGCAACACAGAUCGGUUCGCUUACAAAUCGCUCGUUUCUCUACACACAAUGCGUAUCUGUUGAUUUUUUUCUUCGAGUUGCUCUAUCUACUGGUGAUUGGCUCAGCGCUUGUAUUGGUAUCGAACGUGCGACCAGUAUCUCAAAAGGAAUCAAUUUUAAUAAAAGAAAGAGCAGAAAUUGUGCUAAAUGGAUUGUGUUAAUAGUGGUUCUAUUCACUGGUUGUACACAUAUUCAUGACCCGAUUCAUCGUCGUCUCAUCGAUGAUGAAGGACAACGUACAUGGUGUCUUGCAAAAUAUUCACCAUCUCUACAAGCAUAUGAUAGAAUUGUGAAUGCUGUUCAUCUUACUAUUCCGGUUGUUUUCAAUUUUAUUUCGGCAUUGAUUAUUAUUGUUCUUGGUGCCUAUAUUCGUUCAAAAACUCAGAAAAAUCAAUCACUUAAGCAACUUUUAUUCGAACAAAUACAACUACAUAAGCAUCUACUAAUUUCACAGUAUAUUCUCCUGUUAUUGGGUUUACCUCGUUUGAUUUUUUCGUUUCUAUCUGCUUGUAUGAAAUCAAUUCGAAAUCCUUGGCUUUAUUUAAUUGGUUACUUUAUUUCAUUUAUUCCACAAAUAUCCACCUUUGUUGUGUUUGUUCUACCUUCGAAAGUCUACAUGCGAGAACUCCAUGAAUCUCUUAGACAUUUCUUUAAAAACUGA
Rotaria sp. Silwood2 is the source of this 4182-nucleotide messenger RNA. Lineage: Eukaryota; Metazoa; Rotifera; Eurotatoria; Philodinida; Philodinidae. The record is from the annotation of a GenBank genome assembly.